CUGGUUGAAACAACUGUCAUUUACAAUGAGUGGACAUGAUGGGGAAGACAGAGCAGGAGCUGGAAAACACGAAUUAAACAUUUCAAGAAGUAUCAAAAACAACUUUUAAAGUUGCUUGUGUAAUGGUUACGGCUUACUUCGGCAUGUGUUAGUACCUUACAGAGAAGCAGAAGCUUUGGCGAAGUACGUCUUUCUUAUUGCGGUAGGAAUUACAGCCUGUUUCGGAGGAUGUCAGCCCCCAGCAACUCGCUUCAGCAGCCGAGGGUGAGACGCAGCAAUGCGGGCUCCCCCGGUUCUUUCAACAACAGCUGCCGUUUGCUCCCCAUCCGUGCCACCGUGCCCUACCAGCUCCUGCGUGGGGGUCAGAGCAGCCCGACCCGGGCGCAAACCCUCUACGGAGGAGCCACGAGCAGCCGAGGCUCGAGUCCCCCCUCCAGUCCGACACUCAAUUCAGGAAGUGCAAAUGCUAAGCAGAGACUGUCCCCCGAAAAUAAGGAUUCCUCCUGCCCCCCGGACUCUACGGUUUCCAGAGAAAGAUCCAAGGCGCAGCUUCGGAGUUCCAGUGCCAUUCGGCGGACAUCUUCCCUGGACGCCAUCACAGGGCCAUACCUCACGGGCCAGUGGCCUCGGGACUCCCAUGGACCCUACCCCUCCUGUAUGAAAGACAAAGCGACACAGACUCCAGGUCUCUGGAUUGACGAGGGAGCAGAACAGGGAAGUCCUCACCAGCGGUCAGCCUCUUGGGGCAGCGCAGACCACCUCAAAGAGCAGAUUGCUAAACUGAGACUGCAGCUGCAACGCAGUAAACAGGUCAGCCGACAGAGCAAAGACAGGGAGCAGAGCUCACUGCAGCUGUCGCAACAGGCACCGCAUGGCAUCGCAUGCACGCCGCAGUACAAAGGAACUUCAGCAGCUUUGUCGGCAUUCCCUGUGCCAAAAUCCCUCAUAUGCAGAGUGCCGAGCAGCGUGGAGGGCAUCAACCAUGAGCUAGAAAAUGUGUUUAUCAGAGAGGACUGGGAGCAGGGCAUACAGGUACAGGCCAUGGAUGUGGUAGACGGCCGCCGUGCCCCUUUUCCUCAGUAUCACUAUGGCAGCAGCGGGGACACACGUGACACGGACACACAGGCGCCUUCAAGUGGUGAUUCCAGCCCGCUGUACCGCCGCUGCAGCUCGGACCACUUCCACUCCCCUGACGGAAGCCCCUGUUCUGCAGAGGAAAUCGACAAAGACAAUGUCUGUAGUUCUCCCCUCCCAAAGUUUGCCACUUCUCCCAAACCUAACAACAGCUACAUGUUCAAACGAGAACCUCCAGAGGGCUGCGAGAAGGUCAAAGUGUUUGAGGAGAUGGUGUCCAGCAAAUCAAAGGGCUUCCCCCUGUUCUCGUGCCCUGACAAAAACAAGGUGAACUUCAUUCCCAGGGGCUCUGCCUUCUGCCCCGUCAAACUCCUCUGCUCCUCCCUCUUCUCCCCGGUCUCUCCCACGUCCUGCUCCUCCGCCAGCCCCGGCCUCCAUGGCAACGACAGCCCAGGGCCUCAGGUGACCCCGACUCUGCCCACUGCACCACUAGCUACCUUUCCAGGCUCCGCUGACCGGAGCACCGACACAAGCACAGGCUUAAACACAGAGAACAGCACAGACAGCCCGAGCCCCGACGCAGAUGUGGGGAAAGACGGCUCAGCACAAGUGUUCCUCACCAGCUAGUCCUCAGGUAUUCACGACCAAACCACCCACAGCUAAAACACUUCAGCUAAUCCGGUGGUAUGGUUUUAAAACGAAGGGAGAGAGAGAGGAAAAAAAAACAAAAGCAAAUUUAAAAAAAAAAAAAAAAAAUUGCACUGCGUUAAUCCUAACGUUAGCCAGCAGGGAGUGCCCAAGGUCUAGAAAAGACACGUAGGAGGGUAAUGGUGCCAGUAUCCUGCUGCACAAGCAUGUCUGCGCGGUCCCAGUGUUUGUGCUGCCGUUAUUGAACUUUGAUGUUUUAUCAAGAAGAAGAAGAUUGAGAACUUGAUGAUGGUUUGAUCUUUGUCGUCAUGGCUUAAGAGUGCGCUGACCUUGGGCACAGCCUCCGUUCAUCCCUCACUAACCUAACCUUUUCCUCUGUACCGUGACGACACCCAUAACAGGAAUAGCUUUGCUUUCUUUUUUUGCAAAAAAAAAGAAAAAAAAAUUGUGUUACGUAGUGCCUGCAGUUUUAUCAAAGUAAAUCAAAAAGUAAAAAUCCUAAACUUUCACAAGAGACAAUUAUGAGGUGUCAGAGAGACACAUUCUACUCACAUUAUCUAACCAGCUUAUUAGCUGUUCAGUGUUCAGCAAGCUAACAUGUAAAGUACAUACACACAAGCUUCUUAAGCUUUUUGACAGGAUGGGAAAUGCUUCAUAUCUUAAACAUAUCAGGAUGUCUUACGGUCAGAAUACGUUGUCCGACAUUAACCACAGUGUUUGCACUUGCUAAGACCUGGCUCAGAAUGAUACAGACUGUGGCCUUUUUUUGUUUAUUUUAAAGUAUUUGUAGCACAGUGUCAAAGUGAAACCAGCAGUUGCUGGAGUGCAGGCUCCACCCAACAGGCUUACAAAGAUCUAGAUCUGCAUUUCUGGUCUGCUCUCUAUUAAAACUGGGUUAGGUGAACACAAAAUGCAAAUCAGCUGUUUCUCAGUGACCAAAUAACCGAUCACAAAGCACACAGUUCCCCCAUUGCCUUGUUUUAUUGCCCCACACUACACAGAACAGUAACUCAGGUCACAUGGAAUGUACUUGCUUGGACUACGUUGCCUUUCCCCAGUAUUUAUCGCUUUAUUCUACAGGAAGACAUUCCAGUCUUUAGCAGAAAAUGUUUUACUUUUUACCCCAGAGAGGGAGGUUAUAACGGACUAAAUCAGCUGAUGGAUGUCACAGCUUGUGACAGAUGACUUUUGCAUUAACCUGUUCAGGUUAGAGCUUCAGGUGCUACGACACAUUCCAGAGAUCGCUGUUGCAUUGGUCAACUGUGAGUGUUCAUGUAAAUGCAAAUAGCCACAUAAGCUACACCCUCCUGAAUUGAGAAGUUGACAAAUGUGUUGUUUGUUUCACCCCUUUGUUAAAUAUGUACCAAAGCAAAUUACAAAACAAUGAAAGGCCUGUCAUGUAUUAGGGACAAGAGAGGCAUCAGUUCAGUGCCAGAAGCAGAAUGUUUGUGUGCACUUUGUUUUGUUGAUAAACAGUUCAGCAACAUAUAAACACUGGUUCCUAGUGUUUCAAACACAGGCGAUAGUCGUUAGACUAAGCCGAAGCACUUAUUUGUAAGUGAGAUGAUAAUCGCUAUUUUUAUUUUAGACCAAUUCGUAAGUUAAAACAAUCAGAACGCGAGUGUGCAAUUGAUUUUUUUGAAGUAAAGCUACACUAACAAUCUUUGUGUAACACAGUUUGGCUAAAUAUGAAGAUCCAACCAGAUGUGCCCUAACGUUAGUUAAGCCGUAUCACCAGAACAUGUAGAAAAAGAAAACGGGGCUGAUUUUAGUAAACUAGUAAAAUUUUUCAUUCCAAAACAAGCCACUUGCAUGCAGAAACACAAAUAUGAACAAUAUGCAACACAUUCCACACAGUUUAAGUUGAAAUGUUCGUCUCUGCUUGCAGCUCCGGGAGUUUCAGUCGUACGAAUUCUGAUUUUAUUCUCAAGCUCAUUGUGCAGUGCAGUUAAUGGUUGCCAUCUUUGGCACUGAUGAUUCAUUUCUUUUGUGUAUUCCGCAUUUUUAUGUAGAUCUUGUGUGUGUGUUUUUCAAUAAAGAAAACGAUAAAAUCUC
Messenger RNA from Scatophagus argus, 3777 nucleotides. Its product is annotated as glucocorticoid-induced transcript 1 protein. Bases 229 to 1701 code for a protein of 490 amino acids. Gene Ontology annotation, biological process: podocyte development. Lineage: Eukaryota; Metazoa; Chordata; Actinopteri; Scatophagidae. The transcript has 9 exons. The record is from RefSeq and is a predicted model, not a curated record. Gene Ontology annotation, cellular component: cytoplasm.